Molecule: messenger RNA, 3629 nt
Organism: Daphnia carinata
Lineage: Eukaryota; Metazoa; Arthropoda; Branchiopoda; Diplostraca; Daphniidae
Gene: MICAL-like
Product: MICAL-like protein 1
Exons: 5
Coding region: 623-3412 (929 amino acids)
Molecular function (GO): protein binding
Source: RefSeq, a predicted model, not a curated record
UCCAUUGUUACGGUAGAUUCGAGACAUGUCUUUGACGUUCGAUCACGUAUGAGCAUGGGUUAACAGAGGGAUUACCCAGAGAUCUGUUCUCUUUAUCAGCUAAAAUGAGUCAAGCAGGAAAAGAGUUGGCUCAAUGAAAUCGGUCAUGGCAACCAUUUCUGCCGAGCCGAGUCCUUGGCAGCAUUUUAUUUGUUAUUUUUAGCUGGCUGGGUAACAACAAGCAUAGCAUGCCACGUCGUGGGCAAAUGCAAGUCAAUCGGCGACAGCCAUUUGGUGUAGGCAACCAUUGGCGAGACGGUACGAGUGGUGGAAAUCACCUACAUGCGUAUUCGAAUUUGACUGUUGACGUCACUUUAUUGGCCACACACAACGUGAUCUGAAUUGAUCAACGAUUUAAUGAAGCCGUGUGAGAAGCCAAAGAUAAAUGAAACGAAGGGAACAGUGAGAAAGGAAGGAAAGGGAAGACGUAAAUUUCUUUUUGGAUUGGGAUGAGACAGAGAAUUUGAGCUGUUCGGUUACCAAAAAGAAGAGAGAAAAAAAAAACGAUGGCGUAGUUGAAUGUGUUGCUUUGCGAACUGUGGCCGUCUCAGUUGCCUGGUGCAGGUCAUUCUGACCAGUUGUCAUGGCGGAGUCGUCGUUGUCCCGCAGGAGAGAGUUGCACAACAAAUCAUCGCUACGAACUCGAGUGGCCCAAAAUGUACGAGGCAUCUUGUUUUUCAUGAGUCUGUGGUCGCCGGGAUCACCAGUCGCCCUUCUUCGCCGGCGAACUCGUCGAUCCUACAAAAUCAAACGAGGCCACGUUCGUUACGGGAACAAGUGGAUUCCUCUCGAGAAGUUCCGCAGACUUGAGGACGCCAGCCUUGAGAUGCGGGGCCAGCCGUACAAAGCUGAGAUAUUUGCUCGUCAAUUACAAAAUGAUGGAGCAUCGUCCAGACCGCAAGCCCGCCGUGUGUCGGAUCUGUGUGUGUCGUGUAAAAACCCAGUCUUUCUUGCCGAACGGUUGAUGGUGAAUGGUCGUUUGCAUCAUCGUGUGUGUUUUCGCUGCGCCCGAUGCCAAUCCCAGCUCAGCCUUGCCAAUUACUAUGAAACAGAACAGGAACAGUAUUGUUGCGAAACUUGUCCGGAUGAAGUCGCUGCUGUCCAUAAAGCCGCAGAGUGCAUUCCGUCCGAUCAUCCCAUUCCAGCAAACUGCGGUCCAAGUGCCAUAGCAACCAGCCCCGAGGAGACCAUUUCAAGUGCGCAAAAUGUGGCCGUUCCGCAAGAGCAGCCCGAACGAGUGUCUCAUCAGCAACGGAGUUUCCUCGACAGCAUGGUGGCUGCUACCGACGCCACAAUAGAAGUGACACUGGACUCGCGAUCUGUGCCGGACGACCAACGUAAAAUUGAUGAUGACAAUGAGAAGAGAAAUUCGAGUGCGGAUGUGUGCGAUAGUGUAGAAACAACGGCGACCGUUACAGAAUCUGGAGAUGACGAUCGGAAAAUAGCCGUCACCGAACCAGUUAGUGAAAGCGGUUCUGCUGUUGCAGAUUCUCAAGAUGUUGUUGAACUGGAAGUUGCACAGGACACAGAUUUGUCGUUAACUAUUAACAAAGAGUUUACGCCCCAUGAAAUUGUCACGCUUUGCAAUGUGCCAGAGGCUGACCCACAACUUGGCAACGCGGAAGAGGUAAAUCAAGAUGCAACCGUGACAGAGCCCUUAGAAGAAAAGGAAAAUGGUGUGAGCAUUUCUACUGAUGUACCAACUACUACUGAACUUGGCAAAGAAGGUGACGUACACGAUGAGCAGCCAGCGGAUUCGUUUGAUGGAAAGAAAGAGGUUUCCUCUUCACCCGUACCACCCGCCAUUCAAGUGACUGCAACGGAGGAUUCGCAGGAUGUGGCCCUUGUCGUCCCCAAACCGCGACGUCGAAAGAGUAAAAGAUCCUCAACACCUCAAAAUAAGAUUGUUAACAAAUCGAUAGAUGAGUACCCCGAAGAGCUGAAUCCGUUCGAUGACGAUCCGCCGCUGGAAGACGGAAGUCCAACACCGGCCAAUCCCGUGGAUCAAACGAGCUCGUUCAGCUCAGGCCAGAGCACGGGCACGCCCGAAAAAGUUCUGCCCGCCCCUAAAAUCAGCCUUAAUCCAUUCGGCAGUGACGAUGAGGAUGAGGAAGAAAAUGCUAGAAAUGAUCCAGGGAAGUCGAGUGAAAAAAUCCGACCGGGCAGACCUCCUCCACCUGUGCUUAAAUCACCUCCACAUUCGUUGAAUAUAAAUCCGUCACCGUCACCAAAGAAGCGGCCAGCACCUGCCCCGCCUCCACCCAAGCCACAGAGGACCCCGAGUCUGAUGUCCGCUGAUGGCGACGUUAACGCCGUUUCCAAGCGGAAGUCUGCUCCACCGCCUCCAACCAUAGACUUAUCAAAAUCUCCGAUGCCUUCCCCCCAAACUGGGUCGCGAGUGACUAGUUCUGUGUCAAGCCCGGAGCCAAACCGAACGCAGGCGAUUUCUUCGCCGCCGCAAUCGUUAUGCUCGACGCCCUCUGAAAAAGCCCACAAAGACCUGUCUAACUUGCACUUGCAAUGCUCUGUCAACAAAGAUUCUCACGGCCAAUGGAAGAGGAAGAAAGGUCCUGCUCCUCCUCGGCCCUCGCCUCAAAAACGCCAACUCAGAAAAUUGCCGUUGAUGGGAAUCCAACAGGAAUUGGACGACAUUGAAAUCAAGCAGGUGGAACUAGAGAGGCAAGGUGUCAGCCUGGAACAAAGCAUUCGCGAUCUAACGGAACCGGAAGAUGGAAGUGAACCCAUCAGCGAUGGAUCCAUCCACAUUGAGGAAAUGAUUUUGCAGCUGUUCGAUUUGGUCAACGAGAAAAAUGAACUCCUCCGCAGGCAAACAGAACUCAUGUACCUCCGACGUCAGCAGAGGCUGGAGGAGGAACACGCCGAAUUGGAGUACCAAAUUCGCUGUUUGUUGGAGAAGCCAAACGGCGAGAAAUCUGCUGAUGAUCGGUUGAAGGAGGAGGAACUCAUUAAUCGGUUAGUCCAGGUGGUUCACCGACGAGCUGAGAUUGUUGACUGUCUAGAAAUGGACAGACAGCGUCAAGUAGAAGAGGAUCAAAGUAUACAGCAACACCUUGACGUCUUUAAUAGCCGCGGAUCUGUGCCCGCCGCAGUUGAUACUCGAAACGUUCAAGCGUCUCCUUCCAAAACAAAAACAAAAACCUUGAAAAUGAUUCAAUCGCCCAUCAAACUGAUGAAGAAAGAUAAACUUAAAAAGUCGAAAAAGAACAAGGUCGAUGCCGAUAAAGAAGUCGACGAUACAGAAGUUGCUGGUCCGCUCCCAUCGCAAAGCGUAGCAAAUGAAACAUCAGCCUCGUCGCCGUCCGUUCCAAAGGAGAAAGAAAAACAUAAAACAAAAUCGUGGUUUGCCAAGUAGAAAUGCCGUUUCCUUCACAUUGUAUCUCCCUCGUCUAUGUCCUGUUCAUCAUUUUAAGAGCUAAUUUUACAAACAAAAUUUCGUUUUUUUUGUUCAAUCGCUUUCUCUAUCGUUCUAUGUAUGCAAAUUUUGUCUUUAUUCAUUCCGCUAUCUCUUCACGCGUUGCAUCAAGUCUGUAUAAAGCUGUAGAUUUUGGAUUACAGUUUACUUGAAUUGA